AGGGGAUACAUUGUAAUUAAAUUUAUGAUCAAGGUUAACUCUUGUCCUAUAGUUUAUCCACUAGUGGAUUAAACAAUGGUCUGAAAUUAUGGUACAACAACCAUUAUAGUAUAUAAUAUUAACGCAUGUUCCUCUUUGUUUCACCUUACUCCCAACGUGUUCUUUGACUUUUUUCUUGCUCUUCUUUCUAGUUGUUCUGUUUGUUUCCAAAGAAAAUAGGAUAUGGAGAGAAAAGACAUAGAAGACGGAGACAUUACAAGUUCCCUUCUUGCUAAAGAAAACCUUGACACUAAUGGCGUUAGUAGCAGCAGAAAUGUUGCAGCGAAUAGUGGCGGUGCCGCCACAGCUAUGGUGGUGUUCAGCACCUUCAUUGCCGUUUGUGGAUCCUAUGUUUUUGGUGCUGCUAUUGGAUAUUCGUCACCAGCUAUGUCUGGAAUCAUGGAAGACUUGGGUAUCUCUUUGGCACAGUUCUCGGUAUUUGGGUCAGUGAUGACAAUUGGAGCAAUGUUGGGUGCAACAUUUAGUGGGAAGAUAGCAGAUCUCCUUGGCUGCAGAUGGGCAAUGGGAUUAUCUGAAAUAUCUUGUGUUGUGGGAUGGCUUGCAAUAAUGUUCUCAAAGGGUGCUUGGUCACUUGACCUUGGGAGGCUGUUGAUAGGCUGCGGGGUUGGGGUUCUUUCUUAUGUGGUACCUGUAUAUAUAGCAGAAAUAACACCCAAAAGGCUUCGUGGAGGUUUCACUACUGCUCAUCAGUUCAUGCUUUCUGUUGGCUUAGCGCUUACAUAUUUUAUUGGAACUGUUGUAAACUGGCGCACAUUGGCUCUCAUAGGAACUAUUCCCAGUCUAGUACAGCUUGUUGGUCUAUUCUUUAUUCCAGAAUCUCCAAGAUGGCUGGUAAAGUUUGGUGAAGAGAAAGACUACGAAGCUUCUCUACGGCACCUUAGGGGAGAAGAUGCUGAUAUUUUUCAGGAAGCAACUGAGAUUAGAGAAUACACAGAGGCCCUUCAACAGCUUCCACAGGGUAGAUUUUUGGACUUGUUCCAGAGGAUAUAUGCUCAUUCACUAAUUGUUGGAGUGGGGAUAAUGAUACUGCAGCAAUUUGGUGGUGCUAAUGGGAUAGUAUUUUAUGCAAGUUCUAUAUUUAAAUUAGCUGGUAUUGAAAGAUUCUUAAAUAUUUCACUAUACAUCGGGGUGACGAUAUUAGGGAAACAUAAUACAAAAACUUUAUAUCACUUUUUUAUUGCAGGUUUUUCAACUGAGGUUGGGACUACAGCAAUGGCUGUUGCUCAGAUUCCAACAUCCAUACUGAGUGUAAUUAUAAUGGAUAAAGCCGGAAGGAAACCGCUUCUAAUGGUUUCAGCAGUGGGAACAUGCUUAGGUUGCUUGAUUACAGGGUUAUCAUUCUUGUUGCAGGACUACCAAUUGUGGAAAGAGGUCACUCCUGUGUUGGUGUUUGUUGGCACAUUGGUAUAUAAUGGAUCAUUUGGAUUAGGGCUUGCAGGAAUACCAUGGCUUAUAAUGUCAGAGAUAUUUCCCAUAAACAUGAAAGGUUCAGCUGGAAGCCUAGUGUCUUUGGUAAACUGGUUUAGUUCUUGGAUUGUGUCCUACAUUUUCAACUUCUUAAUGGAAUGGAGCUCUGCAGGGACGUUUUUCAUAUUUGCAAGCAUAUCAGGCUUAACUGUUCUAUUCGUUGCAAAGCUAGUACCAGAGACGAAGGGGCAAACACUUGAAGAAAUACAGACAACUAUGAACCCACGCUCAACGAGUUAAAAUUUGAAGGGAUACAGUCAAAUUUGCAAACAAAAACAUUCAAGGUCAUCAGUUAGGAGCCUAUAAAAGAUUGUCCAUGAUGGGGUUUGCCAAUGGAAGAACCUUCAACUCACUUUUUUCAUUGAAUUUAUUUAUUUGGGUAUUGAAUCCCAUAUGGGGAGCUGAAAUGCAUCUGAACUUUAAGCUAACACAAUUCUUCAUUGUUGUACAUUGUUCUCCCUUUGGGAUACAUUGGCGAGUCUUUUUGAAAAGAAAAGGUCUUGAAUUGUAAGAAAUUUUUUUUGUUAAGCUAAAGCCAAAUGUUGUUGGUCAGGUAAUUAAGAGAAACAGUACAUCCUGUCUGUACACAACAGAAAAAGU
Quercus lobata is the source of this 2127-nucleotide messenger RNA. Its product is annotated as sugar transporter ERD6-like 5. Gene Ontology annotation, cellular component: membrane. NCBI's taxonomy places the organism in Eukaryota, Viridiplantae, Streptophyta, Magnoliopsida, Fagales, Fagaceae. The record is from RefSeq and is a predicted model, not a curated record. Gene Ontology annotation, biological process: carbohydrate transport; transmembrane transport. The transcript is spliced from 18 exons. The coding region runs from base 223 to 1767 and encodes 514 amino acids. Gene Ontology annotation, molecular function: sugar transmembrane transporter activity.